Messenger RNA from Momordica charantia (bitter melon), 2769 nucleotides. RefSeq lists its product as uncharacterized. Gene Ontology annotation, cellular component: membrane. The record is from RefSeq and is a predicted model, not a curated record. Gene Ontology annotation, molecular function: metal ion transmembrane transporter activity. NCBI's taxonomy places the organism in Eukaryota, Viridiplantae, Streptophyta, Magnoliopsida, Cucurbitales, Cucurbitaceae. Gene Ontology annotation, biological process: metal ion transport; transmembrane transport.
GUAAUUGUUAUGACAGAAAUGGAAUUGAAAAAAAGUAGGCCCGACGGCGAGGAUUGGAGCCACUCCACUCACCAGCUCCUGCUUCUACAUGGAUAACGCCGGCGGCUCCGGUUAGCAGCGGCGGAGCUUCGACGCGGCCGCCACAGCAGAGCAUAUUAACCACUCUCUCUGUGGAAUCUCAGCAGUCGCGAAGUUCUUCAUCGCAGUUUUCCAGUGGCCCUCUCACUGACGCCGCUGAUCAUUCCCUACCGCCCAUGUCGACUGCUUUAGUUCGACGCAUCGCCUUUCUUCGCUGAUCCUACUUCUUAUCAGGAUACCAAUUUAAGGAAAUGGAUGGUGGUAGCGUGGAGAAACCAGAAGCCCACAAACCCUGUCACAAGGAUGCCGCACUUGGAUGUGAUCUUUGGACAGAUGGGCUUAUCUGUGCUUUUGAAUAUAUUGGUAGACCAAAGAAAUCAAUUGAUUCUAAAUCCAGGUCCAAGAUGCCUGAUACGCAACAAAUGAAUAGUGAAUUUCCAACCACACGAAUACCUACAACUGAACUGAAUAAUGGUAAUGGCAAUACACGUGGGAGGAAAAGAUUACUAGAACCCACAUCCUCAGACGAUCUGAAGAGCCAAUGUGGCCAGUUUUGUGAAAGAGAAAGAUUUGAAAGCAAUAGUUGGUUACCUAUAGGAUGGGCCAGAAUAUCAGAGCUGGUUCAAACAAUACAAGUAGAUGCUGAAUGGGCCUCAAUGUCGUGUGACGUCAUGGAUGAAGAAGAUGACCUUACAGUUGCAGAUCUUGCAGCACCUUAUUGGAAGCGUCCCGCCGGACCUAUAUGGUGGUGCCACGUUUCUGCAUGCCACCCUUCGGUUGAGGCGUGGCUCAGAACUGCUCACUGGUUGCAUCCUGCCAUUAGUUUGGCUUUAAGAGAUGAGAGUCGACUGAUAAGCGACCGCAUGAAGCAUCUUUUCUAUGAGGUCCCAGUUAGGGUGGCUGGAGGACUUCUAUUUGAACUACUAGGACAAUCUGCUGGUGAUCCAUUGAGUGACGAGGAUGACAUUCCCGUUGUACUUCGGUCUUGGCAAGCUCAGAACUUCCUGAUAACGUCACUGCAUGUUAAAGGACCGAUAUCAAACAUAAAUGCUUUGGGCAUCACAGAAGUUCAGGAGCUUCUGAUAAUAGGAGGUUACAAUUCACCAAGAACGGUACAUGAAGUUAUAGCACAUCUGGCUUGCCGUCUUACAAGAUGGGAUGAUAGGUUAUUUCGAAAAUCUAUAUUUGGAGCAGCAGAUGAGAUUGAACUGAAAUUUAUGGACAGGAGAAACCAUGAAGAUAUGCAUCUGUUUAGUAUAAUCUUGAAUCAAGAAAUCAGAAAAUUAUCAAGACAGGUUAUCAGAGUAAAAUGGUCACUGCAUGCGAGAGAGGAGAUUGUAUAUGAGCUACUUCAACAUCUACGAGGAUAUGUGACAAAAAGCUUAUUGGAGAGCAUAAGAAAGAGUACUAGGCAAAUGAUUGAAGAGCAAGAAGCAGUUCGUGAUCGUUUAUUCACCAUUCAAGAUGUCAUGCAGAGUAAUGUUCGUGCAUGGUUACAGGAUAAAAGCCUCCGAGUAACUCAUAACUUGGCGGUUUUCGGUGGCUGUGGCCUUGUUCUUUCCAUAAUAACUGGGCUGUUCGGAAUCAAUGUAGAUGGAAUCCCUGGAUCGCAGGACACGCCAUAUGCAUUCGGGUUAUUCGCAGCAAUCCUAUUCUUCUUGGGGAUUGUACUAAUGGUAGGGGGGCUGAUUUACCUUGGCUUGAAGAAGCCCAUGGCAGAAGAUCUGGUUGAAGUCAGGAAGCUGGAACUACAAGAGUUGGUUAAAAUGUUUCAGCAUGAGGCAGAAACUCAUGCUCAGGUACGGAAAUCUCGUACUCGCAAUAAUAUGACUCCUACUGCAAGAGAUGUUUUCACAGCUGAUGCAGAUUAUGUACUCAUCGAAUAAAGAUGGCGACUCCAUAAAUGAUGGAGAUGGAGUAUGACGUGUUGACGUGACGAGUGGUAGAUUGUCUAACAACUGCAAGUUUCUGACAAAUAGAGAUGAUGCUCAAGGGCAGCCUUGUUUUGUGUAUUUCUUGGCUAUAAAGAAGAGAGAGUAACAGCCCAUGCAAGGUAUUGUUUAACUAAAGCAUAAGUAUAUUAUUUGGAUAGAUGUCAUAGCAUAUUAUAUAGGUAAUUUAUAAUGAAUAGCUAAAAUAUUUGCCAUAUUUGCAAAUAUAACCACAACUUUUAGGCUUUGCAAAUAUGGCAAAAUAUUUGAAAUUUAACUUUGAUUUUUUAGUUAUCCUGAUUACACCCUUCCAAAUUUUCAAAUAUAUCAUUGUGAUAUUAGCAUUCAUAUCAGAUAUGUCAAGUCUAUAGUUGGUAGAUAAUACUCAUAAUCAGGUAUAUUACUGUUAUUGAUUCCUUUAUUCCUUUAGUAAUAAAACAAAUCAAGUAUAUCAAUAAUAUAUAACCAUUAAUAUCAAAUAUUUUUUUUUUGAAACACCAUUAAUAUUAAAUAUAGAAAACAUGCAUUUAGGUUAUUUAUCUAAAAUCUAUAAAUAACAUAACACAAUUCAAUAAGAUAAAUUGAGCAGGAUAAAGAAAUAAUAUAUUAGAAAUAUUAUUGGCAUAUCAACAUUCAUAUCAAGUAAUGAAAUUCAUUAGUACAUCAGCACUCAUAAUCAAGUAGAGAGGUAAGGUAUAUCAUUGUUUAUCCAUAUUUGGGUUCUGUUUUCAUUAAGUGUAUAUUGAACUUUUGCUUUCCU